Parastagonospora nodorum SN15 is the source of this 144-nucleotide messenger RNA. RefSeq lists its product as hypothetical. The coding region runs from base 1 to 144 and encodes 47 amino acids. NCBI's taxonomy places the organism in Eukaryota, Fungi, Ascomycota, Dothideomycetes, Pleosporales, Phaeosphaeriaceae. The transcript is spliced from 3 exons. The record is from RefSeq and is a predicted model, not a curated record.
AUGUGGUGGCAAUGUGCCAUCUACCGGAACCAUAAUUUCCACAAAAUUGUGGAGAUGAGCUCCGUCGCAGAAUACAUGUUCCUAGGUGUUCGUGUCGUCAUACAGGAGAUACCUUGGAAGGAAAUGACCGCCGGUGUGGCUUGA